AUGCAGAGCCCAAAUACAGAUCAGCUGGUACCAGAAGGCAACAUCUUUGUGGUGAGUCUGUCAGUCGCAGACCUGGUGGUGGCGCUCUACCCCUACCCUUUGGUACUGACAGCCAUCGUCCACGACGACUGGACUAUGGGGGACACGCACUGCCAGGCGAGCGGUUUCAUCAUGGGCAUCAGCGUCAUCGGCUCCAUCUUUAACAUCAUGGCCAUCGCCAUCAACCGCUACUGCUACAUCUGCCACAGCCUGAACUACGACCGCCUGUUCAGCCUCAGGAACACCUGCUGCUACCUGGGCCUCACCUGGAUCUUCACGGCCAUCGCCACCGUGCCCAACUUCUUUGUGGGCUCGCUUCAGUACGAUCCUCGCAUUUACUCCUGCACUUUCGCCCAGACAGUUAGCUCUUACUACACCAUCUCCGUGGUCAUCAUCCAUUUCCUGAUCCCGCUGCUGGUGGUGUCGUACUGCUACUUGAGGAUAUGGGUGAGGGUGAUCCAGGUGAAACAUCGGGCGAAACCAGAACAAAGAGCCAAACUAAAACCCAGCGACGUAAGGAACUUCCUGACUAUGUUCAUGGUGUUUGUGUUGUUUGCUGUCUGCUGGGCGCCGUUGAACCUGAUCGGCCUGGCGGUGGCGAUCAACCCGGCCAGAGUUGCUCCGAACAUACCGCAGUGGCUGUUUGUCACCAGCUACUUCAUGGCAUACUUCAACAGCUGCCUCAACGCCAUCAUAUACGGACUGCUGAACCAAAACUUUCGUAAAGAAUACAAGACGAUCGUCCUCGCUCUGUGCAUCCCACGCUUGCUCCUGGUGGAAACCUCAAGGUGUGCCACAGAGGGUCUGAAGAGUAAACCCUCAGCGGCUGUGACAAACAAUAUCAUAGCGGAGAUAAACGUAUAACAACGGGCAUUUCUCGGGAAUCCGGGUUCACCUGCUGCCUUCAGACAUGCCAUCGUUUUGUUUGCUGCUUAUUCUGUUCUGGUUUUACACCAUACUUGCCAACCCUCCCGAUUUUCCCGGGAGACUCCCAAAUUUCAGUGCCCCUCCCGAAAAUCUCCCGGGGCAACCACUCUCCCGAAUUUCGUGUACGGAGUAGUACACGGACAUAGGGAGAAGUACAGAGCGCCAAUAAACCUUGAAGGCACUGCCUUUGCGUGCCAGCCCAAUCACAUAAUAUCUAUGGUUUUUCACACACACAAGUAAAUGCAAGGCAUACUUGGUCAACAGCCAUACAGGUCACACUGAGGGGUGGCCGUAUAAACCACUUUAACACUGUUACAAAUAUGCACCACACUGUGAACCCACACCAAACAAGAAUGACAAACACAUUUCGGGAGAACAUCCGCACCGUAACACAACAUACACACAACAUAACAAAUACCCAGAAGCCCUUGCAGCACUUACUCUUCCGGGACACUACAAUAUACAUCAACCGAAACCACGCCGCCCCCUAUCUCUCGAAUUCCGAGGUCUCAAGGUCGGCAAGUAUGUUUUACACCAGGAGCUGAAGCCCGACUACACCUUGACACAUGCCAAGCUUAGGUGGACCACGGCAACACCCAAGGUGCUUUGGUAUUACAAAAUAAUCACACCAUAUUUAUUUUCUCACCAUACACAUCUGUUGUGUUCCACCGAACAAUAAAUGUACAGACAAACCCUGAUUUUGCCCAAAAAAUGUGUCAGUUUAAGAAGAGCAAAGUCUUUGACACAACACGACUGUUUUCCGGCAUGGUUGCAUCACCUGCGCCGUCACUGCAUUCGUCUUUUACGUUCUGAUCAAAUAUAAACUCAAUAAAAAAAGUGUGUUUUUUUAUGUCA
Nerophis ophidion (straightnose pipefish) is the source of this 1821-nucleotide messenger RNA. RefSeq names its product melatonin receptor type 1C-like. The transcript is spliced from 2 exons. The coding region runs from base 1 to 903 and encodes 300 amino acids. Gene Ontology annotation, molecular function: melatonin receptor activity. Gene Ontology annotation, cellular component: membrane. Gene Ontology annotation, biological process: G protein-coupled receptor signaling pathway. The record is from RefSeq and is a predicted model, not a curated record. NCBI's taxonomy places the organism in Eukaryota, Metazoa, Chordata, Actinopteri, Syngnathiformes, Syngnathidae.